UGAUUUUACUUCCGACUUACUAGAAAUACCUAGCAAUACUUCUGCGGCUUGGAUUCGAAAUCCGUUCCACCGGGUUUGGUACACGACAUGGAGAGCCGCUUUUAUGGACGUAUCAAGAUGUCAUUGUCAAGACUCUGAGCCGGGACAAAUGUUUGCUUAUCAUCUGAUCAUCCAUUCCAUUCACGUCCUCGAGGUUCAUAUACCUCGACCAACGAAACCGCUGCCCCCAGGCUCUAGACUUGUAAUCCUCGUUCGACUCCGGCUAGAUUGACUAUCGACAGUGACUGAAGACGUCGUUGCACAUGAAAUACACCUCCGAGUCAACCUGUAUCGACUUAGGUUUUCUUUGUGUAUCUUGCGAUCUCUCAGUCGAAGCCCGAUGCUAAACGGAAUGCUGAACGUCAGGAUAUCCGACGCCGCCGACAAGUAGUCUCAAAGGAUAAAGACUGCCUGUGCUCAGCAAUGUUGCUUGGAUACGGUGGAAACUAUAUAUCGUUGAGGAACCACUGGACAAGUCUCGGACCCGGACAUCUGUGGUCCGUCCCGGGUCUCCCUCGACCGCCUCUUUCAAUUUAUGUUUGCAAUAUUUUCUCGUCUCAUCGAGGACUUGUGGAGGAGACCCUUCCGGAUAUUUUUACUAGGCGGGUCAGGGCUGUUCCUCAAUGGGAUUGUGUCGGUUUUUCCUUU
Lentinula edodes (shiitake mushroom) is the source of this 687-nucleotide messenger RNA. RefSeq lists its product as uncharacterized. Bases 104 to 271 code for a protein of 55 amino acids. The transcript has 3 exons. NCBI's taxonomy places the organism in Eukaryota, Fungi, Basidiomycota, Agaricomycetes, Agaricales, Omphalotaceae. The record is from RefSeq and is a predicted model, not a curated record.